Ornithorhynchus anatinus (platypus) is the source of this 13359-nucleotide messenger RNA. RefSeq names its product zonadhesin (gene ZAN). Gene Ontology annotation, cellular component: membrane; extracellular matrix. Gene Ontology annotation, molecular function: protein binding. The record is from RefSeq and is a predicted model, not a curated record. Lineage: Eukaryota; Metazoa; Chordata; Mammalia; Monotremata; Ornithorhynchidae.
AUGGCUGCCCCGGCCUGGGCCUUGCCCCUGCUGAUGCUGUUACUGGGGCCUGCUGAGGGCCAGGGACAUCAGCCCGCUCCUGUCCGGAGAGAGAAGCCCCUGGAUGGGAGCGUCAGAAUCCACCACUCGCUGGGCAGAUCCACGCUUGCGCAGUGCGAUUUUGAGGAUGACGCCGACCCCCUCUGUGGCUGGACCCAAAUGCCCGGAGACGACGGGGAUUGGACUCGGACUGACGGUCACACCCCUACCGAGAGCACUGGUCCCCCUGGGGGCUACCCCAACGGAGAGGGAUAUUACUUGCACAUGGAAGCUGGAGAGUUCUCCAAAGGAGGGAUGACUCAACUGCUAAGUCCCCCGCUCUCAGAGUCUGGCCCAGUGUGCGUGGAGUUUGCUUACCACAUGUUUGGACUGCCUGAUUCGUCCCAGGGUUUCCAGCUCAAGCUUCUCCUGAAGGGGCCCGGCAGCGGCCCCCCGACUCUUCUCUGGAACCGUACCGCCUCCCAGAGCCCCUCCUGGCUCCGGGCUGCCAUCACGGUCACCCCCGCGUACCCCCGGCCUAUGGAGCUGAUAUUUGAGGCGGUGAGAGGAAAUACCCCCUACUUGGAUAUCGCCCUGGACUCUGUGUCCAUCCAUUCCGGAUCCUGUGAGGCUUGUUCUUUCAGCUCCUGUGACUUCGACUCCCGUGGCGACCUGUGUGGCUGGAGCCGAAUUUCCGAAUCCCGGGACGCCAACUGGAACCAGCGGACGGGAUCGGUGGCAGGGGGGCCUGCAGACGAUUUCUCCAAACCCGGCAACGGCUACUACAUGCUCCUGGACCCCAAGAAUGCUUCACCUGGAGCAAAGGCCUACUUGAUGAGCCCCCUGACCCAGACCGGCAGCUGUCUGAGUCUCUCUUUCCAUUACUUCCUCCAUGACCCCUCCCCUGGUGCCGUCCUGCAAGUCUACACCCUAGUCCCAGGGGGUUCCUUGGGACCGACGCUCUUCUCGGGGCAGCCGGGUUCCGGCUGGCAGCCUGCUAACAUCAGUUACACGGGCAGUGGAGAAGUCCAGUUUGUUAUUCAAGGUGUGUUUGGCGAGACCCCUGGGCCAGCUGUGGCUGUGGACGCUGUGAGCAUCACCCCCUGUGGAGAUAUCUACCAGCAGUGUGACUUUGAGGACAACGCUCGGCCUUUCUGCGACUGGUCCCAGUCUUCGGGAGAUAACGGAGACUGGAUCCGGACCACCGGACCCACCCAUUCUCCGGGCACCGGCCCGGAGGGAGGCUACCCCGACGGAGAGGGUCACUACAUCUACUUGGAAGCGGGCAACUUCUCCAAGGAGGGGCAGCUCAUCCGGCUGGAGAGCCGCCCCAUCUGCACCCCCGGGGCCAUCUGCGUGGGUUUCGCCUACCACAUGUACGGGAUGGGCGAGAGAGCCCAGCUCCGCCUCCUGCUGCAGAGCUCCGCUGGGGACCUCCCGACCCCGCUCUGGAACCGCUCCGGCAUCCAAAGCAGCGCCUGGCUCUAUGCCAACGUCACCGUUCCCUCCGGAUACCCCCAGCCCAUGCAGCUCUUGCUCGAGGCUGUGAGGGGCAACACCGCCUUCAUGGACAUCGCCGUGGAUUCCAUCUCGGUCCAGCCGGGACCCUGCCUAGAAUGCCUGAACAAGUGUGACUUCGACGCCGUGGACGACCUGUGCGGCUGGAAGGCCAACCCCUCGCCCAGCGGGGCCGAGUGGAUUCAGUGGUCCGGGCCGACUGAUGAGCCGGGGGUGGGGCCGGAGGAUGACUUCUCCAAACCGGGCUUGGGCUACUUCAUGCUUCUGGAUUCUUUCGAUGCCAAACCUGGAGAGAAAGCCACCUUGCUGAGCCCUUCAGUUCCAUCUCCCGGUUGCCUGAGCCUCUCUUUCCACUACAUCUUCCGUGGCAAGUCACCCGGCUCUGCAAUGCACGUCUACGCUGGAGCCUCCGGUGCCGCUCUGGGAUCGCCCCUGCUCACCCUGACCCCCAGCACUGGGGCGGAGUGGACGGCUGUCACCGUCAACUUUGAAGCCAGCGGGGACAUCCAGUUUGUCCUGGAAGGGGUGUUCGGAAAUCCACCGGAGCCGUCUAUGGCCGUCGAUCAAGUCUGCGUGAUUGGCUGUCAGGAAACCGGGCCCACAGCUAAGCCCCCCGGCCCCACGGACCCCACCAGGCCCACCGGCCCCACGGACCCCACGGCCGACCCUCCCGGCACCAGCACCCCCACAGCCAAGCCCCCCGGUCCCACGGACCCUACUUCCAAGCCCCCCGGCCCCACGGACCCCACCAGACCCACCGGCCCCACGGACCCUUCAACCAAGCCCCCCGGCCCCACGGACCCCACCAGGCCCACUGGCCCCACAGACCCCUCAACCGAGCCCCCCAGCCCAACGGACCCCACGUCCAGGCCCACCGGCCCUACGGACCCCACUAGGCCGACCGGUCCCACGGACCCUUCAACCAAGCCCCCCGGCCCCACGGACCCCACCAGGCCCACUGGCCCCACAGACCCCUCAACCGAGUCCCCCAGCCCAACGGACCCCACGUCCAGGCCCACCGGCCCUACGGACCCCACCGGGCCGACCGGUCCCACGGACCCUUCAACCAAGCCCACCGGCCCUACGGACCCCACGGCCAACCCUCCCGGCACCAGCCCCCCCACAUCCAAGCCCCCCGGUCCCACGGAGCCCACACCCAGGCCCCCCGGUCCCACUGACCCCACGUCCAGGCCCACCGGCCCUACGGACCCCACCGGGCCGACCGGCCCCACGGACCCUUCAACCGAGCCCACCGGCCCUACGGAUCCCACGGACAACCCUCCCUGCACCAGCACCCCCACAGCCAAGCCCCCCGGCCCCACGGACCCUUCAACCGAGCCCCCCACUCCCACGGAUCCCACACCCGAUGUGACGACUUCACAAACUCCCACUGCCAGCACCACUCCCAGCCCCAUCACGGGCAGCACGCCAGCCCCAGGAUCGUGCCCCCCGAACUCUCACUACGAUCUGUGCGUCUCGAGCUGCCCCCCGACGUGUGAGGACCGCAGCCCCGACUGCGACCUCCCCUGCCAGCCCGGCUGCGCCUGCAACCCCGGCUACGUGGUCAGCGGCUCCCGCUGCGUCAGCGUCUCCUCCUGCGGCUGCUCCCGAGGAGGACACUACUACAAGCCCGGAGAGGUGAUCUUCUCGGAGACGUGCGACGAGAUGUGCCAGUGCCUGGGAGACAACCGGACCCAGUGUUUCCCCACCGCCUGCCGGCCCGGAGAGAUCUGCAUCAGCCAGAGCACGGGGGUCCAGGGAUGCUUCCCUGAAGAGUCGGGCACCUGCGUGGCCACGGGCGACCCCCACUUCACCACCUUCGACAAGAGGAAGUUCGACUUCAUGGGCAACUGUAGCUACGUCCUGGCGGCCACCUGCAACGCCACGGGCUCCGGCCCGGCCUUCCAUGUGGUCGCCGACCUGGAGCGUCGUUACGGCAACCAGAGGGUCUCCUACGUCCGCGCGCUGCACGUGGACCUGCUGUGGCUCCGUGUCUCCCUGCUGCGGAACCGUGUGGUCCGGGUGAACGGCUCCAGGGUGACCCCGCCCAGCAACCUCGGUUCCGGAGUGACCGUGUCCGUGUCCGGCCGCUUCGUCACGGUGGCCUCCGGCUCUGACCUGGAGGUCCGCUACGACGGGGAGCACCACGCCGAAGUCCGCGUGUCCCGCAGGUACCGUGAGCAGAUGUGCGGCCUCUGCGGAGACUUCGACGGAGACGGCACCGACGACUUGCAGUUGUCCAACGGGACCCUGGCCCCCGGCCCCGGCCCCUUUGGAGACAGCUGGGUCACCGACAGCAACUGCAGCUCCCCGGUCCCACCCCCCGCCCCGCCCUGCCCCGAGGAGCAAGUGGAGAACUACGAGAGCUCCUGGUUCUGUGGCAUCCUGACCAACCCCCAGGGACCCUUCGCCUCCUGCCACCCCUUCAUCAACCCCACGACAUUCGCCAAGGACUGCGUGUUUGACCUGUGCGAGACGGACGGAGACCCCGGCCAGUUGUGCCGCUCCCUGGAGGCCUACGCUGCCGCGUGCCAGGCCGCGGGGAUCUCCCUCGGGCCCUGGAGGGACCAGACCCGCUGCCCCCUCGUGUGCCCUCUGAACAGUCACUACGAGGCCUGCGGUACUCGCUGCCCAGGCUCCUGUGCCAACGGCGGGGCCUCGUCCUGCUCGGGGGGCUGUGUGGAGGGCUGCCAGUGUGACCCUGGUUUCCUGCUGAGCGGAACCACCUGUGUACCCCGAACCCAGUGUGGCUGCACUGUCAACGGGCAGUAUUACAAGCCCCAGGAAGAGUGGUACGGCUCGGGCUGCGAGGAGAGGUGCCGCUGCCUGGGCGGGAACCACACGGAGUGCCGGGAAUGGCAGUGUGGGCCGCAGGAAGUCUGCCAGCUCCAGGACGGGCACUAUGGCUGCCACUCCAGCGGCUCGGCCUCCUGCUCCAUCUCCGGAGACCCCCACUACCACUCCUUCGACGGCCGACGAUUCAGCUACAUGGGGACGUGCACCUACAUCCUGACUCAGCCCUGCAACGACUCCUCGGACCGGAUGUUCAGCGUGGCCGCCAAGAACGAGGAGCGGGGCCAGCGGGGCGUCUCCUACCUGAGCAAGGUCUACGUGAGGGUCCCGGGAGCCAACGUGACCCUCCUCAAGAGCCAACGGACCCUGGUUGGGGACCAGCGGGUGACCCUCCCGUCCGAGCCGGCCCCGGGCGUCUCCCUGGCCCAGAGCGGCCGCUUCGUGGAGCUGCAGACGGCCUUUGGGUUGCGGGUCCGCUGGGAUGGGAACAACCAGCUGGACAUCACCGUGCCCAGCUCCCUCUCCGGCCAGCUGUGCGGACUGUGUGGCGACUACGACGGGGACGGCGGCAACGACAACCGGAAGCCGGACGGCAGCGCGGCCGCGGACGAGGACGAGUUCGGUGACAGCUGGCAGACCUCAGGGGACGAGGAUGAGGAGUGUCGGAACAACCAGACGGCGCCCCCGACUUGCGACCCGGCCCUGCAGGAGAGUCUGAAGGGACCCGAGUACUGCGGGCGGCUCACCGACCCCAAAGGAACCUUCAGAGCCUGCCUGCCUCACCUGAACGCCUCCUCCUACUUCGAGAACUGCAUGUUCGACAUGUGCAGCUACCAGGGGCUGCAGCAGACGCUGUGCGACCAGCUGGCCGCCCUGACCGAGGCCUGCCAGGCCGCCGGGUUUCCCGUGGAGCCCUGGAGGGGACCCCAAUUCUGCCCCCUGUUCUGCCCCGCGGGCAGCCACUACGCCCUGUGCGCCGACCCCUGCCCGGCAACAUGCCACCGGGGCUUCUCGCUCCCGUCCUGCCCCUCCCGCUGCACCGAGGGCUGCGAGUGCGACCCCGGCUUCGUCCUCAGCGGCUCCCGCUGCGUCCCCACCGCCCAGUGUGGUUGCCUGGACCCUUCUGGAGCUUACCACGAGGCUGGAGAGCAGUGGUUUGGACCGGACUGCCAGGAGCGGUGUACCUGCGAGGGGCUGGACAACAUCCGCUGUGAGCCCGGAGCCUGUGGGGCCCAGGAGAGCUGUGGGCUCCAGGACGGCGUGCUCGGCUGCCACCCGCAGGGCUCGGCCACCUGCAGCGCCUCGGGCGACCCCCACUACCUGACGUUCGACCAAGCCCUGCACCACUUCAUGGGCACGUGCACCUACACCCUGGCCCAGUCCUGCGGCGGCCCCGGCGGGCGCGAGAACUUCACGGUCACCGCGUCCAACGAGCGGCGCGGCGGCCAAGUCCACGUCUCCUACGUCCGGGCCGUCCAUGUCCACGUCUUCGGCCUCAGCGUCUCCCUUCUCAAGGGGCGCCGGGUCACGCUGGACGGGCUCCGGGUGGGACUGCCGCUGUCGGCCGCGGAGGGCCGGCUGUACGUGGGGCUCGGCGGCUCCUUCGUCCUCCUGCGCACCGACUUCGGGCUGCGGGUCCGCUACGACGGGACCCACUUCGUGGACGUCACGGUGCCCUCCUCCUACUCCGGCCAGCUGUGCGGCCUGUGCGGCAACUACAACAGCGACAGCUCCGAUGACAACAUGCUCCCCGACGGGACCCCCGCCGACAGCUCUGCCCAACUCGGGGAGGGCUGGCUGGUGCCCGACCCCAGCGAUCCUCAAUGCUCUCCGGAUGGUGGCGAACCCCCCAACUGCCCGGAUGACGACCAGGCCGACCGGUGGAAGGCCAACUGUGCCAUCCUGAAGGACCCCAACGGCCCCUUCGCCCACUGCCACGGACUGGUCCCCGUGGACGGCAGCCUGGCCAGCUGCGUGUACGACCAGUGUGGGACGCAGGGAGACGCCCCCACGCUCUGCCGCUCCCUGCAGGCCUACGCCGCUCUCUGUGCCCAGGCCGGCCUGCCCCUCGCCUGGAGGAACCAGACCUUCUGCCCUCUGAACUGCCCGCCCGGCAGUCGCUACAGCCACUGCUCCAGCCCCUGCCCGGCCAGCUGCCCCGGACUAUCGUCCCCCGGGGACUGCCCCUCCGGCCUGCCCUGCUCCGAGGGCUGCGAGUGUGAACCGGGCCACGUGCUGAGCGGCGACGCCUGCGUCCCCCUGAGCAACUGCGGCUGCUCCGACCCCGACGGAGGCUACCAUCCGGUGGGCGACAGUUGGUACACAAACAGCAACUGCUCCGAGCUCUGCUCCUGCUCCGGCCCCAACGCCGUGACCUGCCGGGACUCCAGCUGCGGCCCAACCCAGGUCUGCCGGCCCCAGGACGGGCUCCUCGGCUGCCACGACGACGAAUCCUGCCCCCCGAACUCUCACUACGAUCCGUGCGUCUCGGGCUGCCCCCCGACGUGUGAGGACCGCAGCCCCGACUGCCAGCUCCCCUGUCAUCCCGGCUGCGCCUGCGACCCCGGCUACGUGGCCAGAGGCUCCCGCUGCGUCAGCGUCUCCUCCUGCGGCUGCUCCCGAGGAGGACACUACUACAAGCCCGGAGAGGUGAUCUUCUCGGAGACGUGCGACGAGAUGUGCCAGUGCCUGGGAGACAACCGGACCCAAUGUUUCCCCACCACCUGCCCGCCCGGAGAGAUCUGCAUCAGCCAGAGCACGGGGGUUCAGGGAUGCUUCCCUGAAGAGUCGGGCACCUGCGUGGCCACGGGCGACCCCCACUUCACCACCUUCGACAAGAGGAAGUUCGACUUCAUGGGCAACUGUAGCUACGUCCUGGCGGCCACCUGCAACUCCACGGGCUCCGGCCCGGCCUUCCAUGUGGUCGCCGACCUGGAGCGUCGUUACGGCAAUCAGAGGGUCUCCUACGUCCGCGCGCUGCACGUGGACCUGCUGUGGCUCCGUGUCUCCCUGCUGCGGAACCGUGUGGUCCAGGUGAACGGCUCCACGGUGACCCCGCCCAGCAGCCUCGGAUCCGGAGUGACCGUGUCCGUGUUCGGCCGCUUCGUCGUGGUGGCCUUCGACUCUGACCUGGAGGUCCGCUAUGACGGAGAUCACCACGCCGAAGUCCGCGUGUCCCGCAGGUACCGAGAGCAGAUGUGCGGCCUCUGCGGAGACUUCGACGGAGACGGCACCGACGACUUGCAGUUGUCCAACGGGACCCUGGCCCCCGGCCCCGGCCCCUUUGGAGACAGCUGGGCCACCGACAGCAACUGCAGCUCCCCGGUCCCGCCCCCCACCCGGCCCUGCCCUGAGGAACAGGUGGAGAGUUACGAGGGUGCCACGUUCUGCGGCAUCCUGACCAGCCCCCAGGGACCCUUCAAGGCCUGCCACAGCCGCAUCAACCCCUCAACCUUUGCCAAGGACUGCGUGUUUGACCUGUGCGAGACGGACGGAGACCCCGGCCAGCUGUGCCGCUCCCUGGAGGCCUACGCUGCCGCGUGCCAGGCCGCGGGGAUCUCCCUCGGGCCCUGGAGGGAUCAGACCCGCUGCCCCCUCGUGUGCCCUCUGAACAGUCACUACGAGGCCUGCGGUACUCGCUGCCCAGGCUCCUGUGCCAACGGCGGGGCCUCGUCCUGCUCGGGGGGCUGUGUGGAGGGCUGCCAGUGUGACCCUGGUUUCCUGCUGAGCGGAACCACCUGUGUACCCCAAACCCAGUGUGGCUGCACUGUCAACGGGCAGUAUUACAAGCCCCAGGAAGAGUGGUACGGCUCGGGCUGCGAGAAGAGGUGCCGCUGCCUGGGCGGGAACCACACGGAGUGCCGGGAAUGGCAGUGUGGGCCGCAGGAGGUCUGCCAGCUCCAGGACGGGCACUAUGGCUGCCACUCCAGCGGCUCGGCCUCCUGCUCCAUCUCCGGAGACCCCCACUACCACUCCUUCGACGGCCGACGAUUCAGCUACAUGGGGACGUGCACCUACAUCCUGACUCAGCCCUGCAACGGCUUCUCGGACCCGAUGUUCAGCGUGGCCGCCAAGAACGAGGAGCGGGGACAGCGGGGCGUCUCCUACCUGAGCAAGGUCUACGUGAGGGUCCCGGGAGCCAACGUGACCCUCCUCAAGAACCAACGGACCUUGGUGGGGGGCCAGCGGGUGACCCUCCCGUCCGAACCUGCCCGGGGCAUCACCCUGGCCCAGAGCGGCCGCUUCGUGGAGCUGCGGACGGCCUUUGGGCUGCGGGUCCGCUGGGACGGGAACCACCAGCUGGACGUGACUAUGCCCAGCUCCCUCUCCGGCCAGCUGUGCGGACUGUGUGGCGACUACGACGGGGACGGCGGCAACGACAACCGGAAGCCGGACGGCAGCGCGGCCGAGGACGAGGAUGAGUUCGGUGACAGCUGGCAGACCACAGGAGACGAGGAUGAGGAGUGUCGGAACAACCAGACGGCGCCCCCGACCUGCGACCCGGCCCUGCAGGAGAGUCUGAAGGGACCCGAGUACUGCGGGCGGCUCACCGACCCCGAAGGAACCUUCAGAGCCUGCCUGCCUCACCUGAACGCCUCCUCCUACUUCGAGAACUGCAUGUUCGACAUGUGCAGCUACCAGGGGCUGCAGCAGACGCUGUGCGACCAGCUGGCCGCCCUGACCGAGGCCUGCCAGGCCGCCGGGUUUCCCGUGGAGCCCUGGAGGGGACCCCAAUUCUGCCCCCUGUUCUGCCCCACGGGCAGCCACUACGCCCUGUGUGCCGACCCCUGCCCGGUCACGUGCCACCGAGGCUUCUCGCUCCCGUCCUGCCCGUCCCGCUGCGCCGAGGGCUGCGAGUGCGACCCCGGCUUCGUCCUCAGUGGCUCCCUCUGCGUCCCCACCGCUCAGUGCGGCUGCCUGGACCCCGCCGGAGCCUACCACGAGGCCGGAGAGCAGUGGUUCGGACCGGACUGCCGGGAGCGGUGUAUCUGCGAGGGACUGGACAACGUCCGCUGUGAGCCCAGCGCCUGUGGGGCCCAGGAGAGCUGCGGCCUGCAGGACGGCGUGUUCGGCUGCCACCCGCAGGGCUCGGCCACCUGCAGCGCCUCGGGCGACCCCCACUACCUGACGUUCGACCAAGCCCUGCACCACUUCAUGGGCACGUGCACCUACACCCUGGCCCAGCCCUGCGGCGGCCCUGGCGGGCGCGAGAACUUCACGGUCACUGCGUCCAACGAGCGGCGCGGCGGCCAAGUCCACGUCUCCUACGUCCGGGCCGUCCACGUCCACGUCUUCAGCCUCAGCGUCUCCCUGCUCAAGGGGCGCCGGGUCACGCUGGACGGGCUCCGGGUGGGACUGCCGCUGUCGGCCGCCGGAGGGCCGCUGUACGUGGGCAUCAGCGGCUCCUUCGUCCUCCUGAGCACCGACUUCGGGCUGCGGGUCCGCUAAAACGACGGGACCCACUUCGUGGACGUCACGGUGCCCUCCUCCUACUCCGGCCAGCUGUGCGGCCUGUGCGGCAACUACAACAGCGACAGCUCCGAUGACAACCUGCUCCCCGACGGGACCCCCGCCGACAGCUCCGCCCAACUCGGGGAGGGCUGGCUGGUGCCCGACCCCAGCGAUCCUCAAUGCUCCCCGGAUGGUGGCGAACCCCCCAACUGCCCGGAUGACGACCAGGCCGACCGGUGGAAGGCCAACUGUGCCAUCCUGAAGGACCCCAACGGCCCCUUCGCCCACUGCCACGGACUGGUCCCCGUGGACGGCAGCCUGGCCAGCUGCGUGUACGACCAGUGCGGGACGCAGGGAGACGUCCCCACGCUCUGCCGCUCCCUGCAGGCCUACGCCGCGCUCUGUACCCAGGCUGGCCUGCCCUUCUCCUGGAGGAACCAGACCUUCUGCCCUCUGAACUGCCCGCCCGGCAGCCGCUACAGCCUCUGCGCCAGCCCCUGCCCGGCCAGCUGUCCCAGCCUAUCGUCCCCCGGGAACUGCCCCUCAAGCCUGCCCUGCUCCGAGGGUUGCGUGUGUGAGCCGGGCCACGUGCUGAGCGGCGACGCCUGCGUCCCCCUGAGCCGCUGUGGCUGUUUCGACCUUGACGGCGGCUACCAUGCGGUGGGCGACAGUUGGUACACAAACAGCAACUGCUCCAAGCUCUGCUCCUGCUCUGGCCCCAACAUGGUGACCUGCCGGGACUCCGGCUGCGGCCCAACCCAGGUCUGCCGGCCCCAGGACGGGCUCUUCGGCUGCCACGACAAUGCCAUCGCCGUAUGCCACGUCUCGGGGGAUCCCCACUACCUGAGCUUCGACGGCACGUACCACACCUUCAUGGGCACCUGCACCUACACCCUGGUGUCUCUGUGCCAGCCGGGCUCGGGACUGGUGCCCUUCAACGUCUCAGCGAAGAACGAGGAGCGUGGGGGCCGGGCCCAGGCCUCCUACCUCCGCCUGGUCUACGUGGACGUCUACGGCGCCCGCGUCACCCUGCAGAAGGGCCGGCGGGUCCUGAUCAACGAGGAACGGGUCCGCCCGCCAGUGGUCAAUCACGUGCCGGGCGUCACCAUCACCACCAGCGGCAUCUACGUCGUGCUCACCACCGACUUCGGGCUCCUUGUCAAGUUUGACGGGAACCACCACCUGGAGAUUCAGAUCCCCGGGGGUUACUUCAACCAGGUCUGCGGCAUGUGCGGGAACUUCAACAACCGGACGGACGAUGAGCUGAUGACGCCCCAGGGGACCCAGGCCCGGAACGACACGGAAUUCGGAAACAGCUGGAUGGCGGAAGGAGAUUCGGAUCCGGGGUGCCAGCCAGACAGUCGAGAGGACUUGAACGGGAGCUGCGGGGCAGCGGAGAAGGUGGAGGCGGCGGCUCGGUGCCAGGCGGCCCUUGGGGGCCCCGCUUUCUCCGCCUGCGCGGGGCUGGUGCCCGUGGAGCCCUUCCUCCGCGGCUGCGCCUUCGACCUGUGCGAGUUCGGGGGCCUGGGCAGCCUGCUCUGCGACACCCUCCAGGCCUAUGCCGCGGCCUGUACGGCCCAGGGCCUGCGCCCACCCCCCGUCUGGAGGAACGAGACUUUCUGCCCACUGCUCUGCCCAGCCAACAGCAGCUACACGCCCUGUGCCCCCACCUGUCCCCCGACCUGCCCGGAUCUGGAGGGCUCCUGCGGGGGUAUCAGAGUGGGCUCGCUGCCCUCCUGCUCCGAGGGCUGCGCCUGUGACCCGGGCUUCGUGCUCAGCGAGGACCAGUGCGUGCCCAUGAGCCAGUGUGGCUGCGUCGAUUUCCAGGGCGGAUACCAUGAGGAGGGGGAUUCGUGGCUGGUGGGCGACUGCCAAACACACUGCACCUGCACGAGCGGAUCAGUGAGCUGCCGGUCUCUCAACUGCCCCUCCGGAUCCCGGUGCCAGCUGGGCCCCAGCGGCCCCGUCUGCAAGGCCGUCUCCACCGAGCGGUGCUCCAUCUCCGGAGACCCCCACUACCGCACCUUCGACGGCUUCAGCCACCACUUCCAGGGCCGCCAGACGUACACGCUGACGCAGACGGUAGACGGUCUGCCCCGGGAGCUGGAGCCGCUGGCCGUCGAAGGCCGCAACAAGAGGCGCUCGGGCUGGACCCGCGUCUCCUUCCUCCACGAGAUGGCCGUGGCCGUCUACGGCUACAGCAUCCAGCUCCUGCCCGGACGCAAGCUGGUGGUCAGUGUCCUCGGGGGCGGUGGAGGGGGCACGGGGAGGGAGGUGAACGGGGAGAAGGUGACACCCCCUUUCCGGCCUCACGACCACCUGCACAUCUACCUGCGAGCCCGGCGCCUCUACUUAGAGACCGACUUCGGGCUGGCGGUCAGCUUCGACGGCCAGGACAGCGCAGUGAUCACCCUGCCCAGCACCUACCGCACCCUGGUCCGCGGCCUGUGUGGGAAUUUCGACGGGAACCGGAAAAACGAGUAUAUGCUACCCAGCGGGACCCUGACCCGCUCCCUCGACACCUUUGGCAACAGCUGGGAGGUCAAGGACAACAGGGCUGGGGCUCGGCGGCAGCCCAGUGACUGUCUAUUUGACCUCUGUGCGAUCCAGAGUCAGACGGAGUCCCCGGAGCUGCGCUGUCAGAGCUUCACAGUCUACGUAGCCGCCUGCCAAGCGAAGGGAAUCCCGCUCUUGGGCUGGAGACAGACCCUGAAAUGCGUCAUGUCUUGCCCAGCCAACACCGUGUACCAGGACUGCAUGACCCCAUGCUUGUCCAGCUGUGCGGAACUGGCGGCCCCCGUGGAGUGCCCGGGACCCUGCGAGGAGGGUUGCGCCAGCCUCCCGGGCCACGUCUACAGCGGCCUGGACAGCCUGCCCCUGCAGAGCUGCGGCUGCACCCGCGGUGCCCGCUACUACGAGCUGGGGGAGACCUUCGUGAACCAAGACUGCUCAGAGCGCUGCAGCUGCAUCAGCUCCGGGACCCUACGGUGCCAGCCCAUGAGCUGCGAGCCCGGGAAGAUCUGUGCCCUGGCCAACCACACCUGGGGUUGCUUCCAAAAGAGCCCCUGCCUCCAGAACCCCUGCUGGAACGACGGGCGAUGUCAGGAGAAAGGCGGUGACGACUACAUCUGCGAGUGCGAGCCCGGCUACGGUGGGCCUAAAUGCACUGAGCUUCGCGAUGACCCCAGCCCUGAAUCUGAUGAGAAUCAACUCGUGGCCAUAUUGUUAGGCAUUCUGAUCCCCGUGGCCGUGAUUGUGCUCAUCGUGAGCGGAGCCUUGAUCUACCAGAGGCAGAGGAAGAAGAAAAGCCGAAGGCUGAACAACGAAAUUACCCUGUCAAGUGAAGAUAUGAUCCCCGAGAGCACCAUGAAGAUCACCAAGUUUUAAAUUGACUCCCAGUGAACCGGGAUGCUGGCUCGUCCCAUCCUUCAGACAUCACUUGUCUCCCCCACCCUCCCCAUUUCCACAGCCACGGUCCCCUCCAGGGGGCCAAGAUAGUCUUCAUUUUGCUGAAUGUCCCCUGUUGUCUUCUCUGCACACAGUAAACGGUCAAUAAAUGCUACUGAUUGAUUAAUUGAA